Molecule: messenger RNA, 1398 nt
Organism: Vitis riparia (riverbank grape)
Lineage: Eukaryota; Viridiplantae; Streptophyta; Magnoliopsida; Vitales; Vitaceae
Product: transcription factor MYB27-like
Exons: 5
Coding region: 594-1286 (230 amino acids)
Biological process (GO): regulation of DNA-templated transcription
Cellular component (GO): nucleus
Molecular function (GO): sequence-specific DNA binding; DNA-binding transcription factor activity
Source: RefSeq, a predicted model, not a curated record
CUUGGAGUCUUGAAAAAUCCCAAAGAUGAAGGUGAGGACAAUGACAGGCACAAUUCAAUUGAGAACAUGAUUAAAUGCUGGUCCUAUAAAACGAAUGAGUGGGAUGGUAGUGCAUGCGCUCACCUCCAAUUGACAGCACUUUGUAAGGUGUCUGGCACAAAUCCAUAUUCGUGUUUGCUCUCUGUAUGUCUAAAUAAAUACUGGAGAGGAUUUAGGUUGAGAUUAUUGAGAUUCGUAUAUUGGUCUGCUGCUACCUUCCAAAACUCCAUCCCUAUCCUUUCGCCUUUUUAUCUAAUCAUCUACUUAAUUAAUACUACACUCGCCACCUUCUAUAAUUGGCAGAUGCAAAACCUAUCUGCAAACUGCAAUACUAGUAGUAGUUGUUGUACAAGUAACGAACAGCCCUUAGCAAAUAAAACCAGAACUGGUGAUGCAAAAAGGGAGGAAGAACUCAAUGCAAUCUCAAGAAAUAACAAUAGAAUAAUCCAUGGAUGGCCUAAUUUAACCGUCUGAACAUCAAGUCAUGUAAGCCAAUGGUGGAGUUCCCACAAAACUAGUGUUAUCCACCUAUCAUCCUAUUGGGAAAAGCAGCCAUGCAAGGGGAAAAUUUGCGUAAAGGGUCUUGGCUUGAAGAGGAAGAUGAGCGACUGACUACCUUUGUUGGACUGUUGGGGGAACGGCGCUGGGACUCUAUUGCAAGAGCAUCAGGUCUAAAAAGGAGCGGUAAGAGUUGCAGGUUGCGGUGGUUGAACUAUCUUCGCCCUGAUCUUAAACGUUGUCAGAUAAGCGCUGAAGAAGAGCAAAUCAUCCUUCAACUUCACAAACGAUGGGGUAACAAGUGGUCAUGGAUUGCAAGAAGCUUGCCAGGAAGAACCGAUAAUGAGAUAAAGAAUUACUGGAGAACUCAUUUGAGGAAGAGGACAGAAAUUGAAGAACAAGAUAGCUUUCAAAGUGAAAUAGACAAUGCCAAACAAGAUUUCUUGAUUCAAAGCAAUGCAAGCACACAGAAAAGUAACUAUGAAGACUGUGGAUCUGUUGAGGAUGUUUUGGGAGCCACAGAUGAUUCCUUUGAUGCUCUUGCAUUGUCAAACUUUGCUUUCACAAGUUCUCCCUAUGAAAACAGAUUAUCAGAUUGGAUGUCAGGGCUGUCCAGUGAUUUGAGUGAAAUGAAAUAUCAUGGGGAAUGGAAUAGUUUAGACUCUUCCUUCGGUUAUCCGGCAUGGAUCCCUGAGGAUUGUGAUACUAGUGUUUGGGAUGGUUCAGGCUCUCUUUGGGUCAUGGACUAACUCACACAGCUUAUGAGCUUCAUGUAGUGAAUCUAAAUAAGUCUGAGGUGGUGUUUGUUUUUUUACUUAAUUCUAAACAGAACCUUAAUGAUUAGUAGUGUUAGAUAUUAAA